AUGCAGAAGCAACAAGACUACUAUGCGCUUCUUGGUGUUCCAAGAACAGUGUCCAAGGAUGGUAUUCGCGAAGCAUACAAGGUGAAAGCACUAGAGUUGCACCCUGACAAGAACCCAGAUGGGGAGGCGGUGUUUAAACUUGUGGUAAACGCAUAUCAUAUAUUGCGAUCGCCGACGAAGCGGAGGAAGUACGAUCAAGAAAUGGCCAUACACGACCGUCGGAAACAGGCAUCUCCUCCAACAAGGCGUAAUGUCCCGAGGCCUGCUCCCCGCAACAAUGCGAGCCCAAUGAGUCCGAACCCUGCGCCUACACCAUCGUUCGGCGAUGGAGGCUCUAGAAGGCCUACCGAUGACAAGCUGUUCGAGGACGUCUAUAAGCAGUAUCAGAAGGGAACAUACGGCGGCUCUGUGCCCGCGGGCAAGGAUGCCAAAGAUGGCUUCCGUGGAGGAGGUGGAAAUCAAGUGAGUUUUGCAGAGUGGUUUAAGAGGAAGCAAGAAGAGCUUAGACAAGCAGAAGAAGUUUUUAAGGCAAAGUUGAGCUAUGCGAGAAAACUAGAGGUUGAAGAAAAACAACGGGCUGAAGAAUGGCGCAUAUUACAGCAGCGACGUGAACGAGAACGGGAAGAGGAGCUCGAACGUGCACGCGCUCAGCGAGAGUGGGAAGGAGAGUUGCUUCGCCGAGAGAAGGAAAAUGCCAUGAAAAUGCGAAAAGCUGAGGAAGAACGGCAGAAGAUGGCUGCAUACUCAGAGGUACAGAGAAAACAACAGGAAGAUCUCGAUACACACCUCCGAGAGCUCGCCCAGAAGAAGAAAGAGCUAGAUGAGGAACGGCGCCGUUUGGCAACAGAACGAGAGUUGGCUCAACAAGAAUCUACAGAGCAGCAGUGCUCACGGCGCGAACGUCAACGACAGCGGGAGAAAGAGAUUGCUUUAGAGGUCCAAAGGGCGGAAGCGAAGGUGGAAGAGGCUCUCGCUCAUCAGGCGGACUACGCCGCGUACGAAAAGGACCGGGAGGAACAGCGUAAACGUGAGGAACAGGCCCGUGCACGUGAGGAAGAAGCCCGACGACAGACAAACCUGUACGAGGAAGAAACACGUCGUCAGGCCACCGCGGAACAAGAGGAGGCACGACGCAAAGCAUCGGAGGAACUUGAUGGGAAACGGAGAGCUGUUCUGGAACAGAUUUUGAUCGAGCGCCAACAGCAUCUUGAUGAAGUUGAAGCUAUGCGGCGCGAGACGGAUCGCAUUGAGGCUGAGAUGCAAGCGAAGCUUGAUGCGUUGAGGGAGGCAAAGCGGUCUGGACAGCCGAUCAACCUUGACGAUUGGAAAUUGUAG
This is a messenger RNA of Trypanosoma grayi, 1335 nucleotides long. RefSeq names its product putative chaperone protein DNAj. The record is from RefSeq and is a predicted model, not a curated record. The transcript has a single exon. Lineage: Eukaryota; Euglenozoa; Kinetoplastea; Trypanosomatida; Trypanosomatidae. Bases 1 to 1335 code for a protein of 444 amino acids.